Messenger RNA from Theileria orientalis strain Shintoku, 267 nucleotides. RefSeq lists its product as hypothetical. The transcript has 3 exons. Bases 1 to 267 code for a protein of 88 amino acids. The record is from RefSeq and is a predicted model, not a curated record. Lineage: Eukaryota; Apicomplexa; Aconoidasida; Piroplasmida; Theileriidae.
AUGUACACAAAUAAUGCAAUUACUAUGCAGAUUAUGAAAAAAAUGUGUAAGUGGACAAUCUUCAUCUCAGAAAUUAAGAUAUCUGCUCUUGUCAUGGAUUGGAUGGGAAGCAUCUUUUGUUUGUAUGGUACAUCUCCACCCCUUGCAUACAUUAAUCACUAUAAAUUUCAGUAUUUAUUUCCUGUAAAUUAUUCUAAAACACUGGAAGUUUUCAUUUCCUUCAAUGCGAGUUUAAUAAAGGCGUCUCGUGGCCAAUCGCAGCUGUAA